Messenger RNA from Ricinus communis (castor bean), 3137 nucleotides. RefSeq names its product serine/threonine-protein kinase BLUS1. Gene Ontology annotation, molecular function: ATP binding; protein serine/threonine kinase activator activity; protein kinase activity. The coding region runs from base 827 to 2878 and encodes 683 amino acids. The transcript has 21 exons. Gene Ontology annotation, biological process: protein phosphorylation. NCBI's taxonomy places the organism in Eukaryota, Viridiplantae, Streptophyta, Magnoliopsida, Malpighiales, Euphorbiaceae. The record is from RefSeq and is a predicted model, not a curated record.
UGCGCCCCUCUCUCUCUCUCUCUCUCUCUAUUCAUAUUAUUUAUUAUUUUCUAGAAUUUAAUUUAUUUUCUCCAUUUUCUAUAUCUGUUAUUCUCUGCAAUAAUUUGGAAAAAAAAAAAAAAACAGAUUCGAUCUCUUGACCCUCAAUUCGCUGCAGAUUUAUUGGAUACAAAGAGGAGUUUUAUUAGUGAGAGGAAAUCCUUUUAAAAGCCUUUUGAAAUAAUAUCUUCGUUUCAGUUCAAAACUACAAGAACCGCAACCAACAGCAGAAACUGAUACACAGAGAUACAUCUUUUAUCACCUCCAUCCAACCCAACCAGCUUUAAGCUAUUUCGGGCCUGUAUGAGUUCUGCACAAAUAGUCACUUGCUGCCAAAUGAAAAGACGUUGCUUGGCUUUUUGAACGUAUUUAUAUUUUGAUAUCAUAUCAAUAUUAUAUGGUUGAGUAGAAGAAGUUGGAUUCAGAAUUUUCUGAUAGUCUGUAAUUGAUUUUGAAAGUUCAGAUAAGAAUAGUUGAUAUUGAAUUUCAUUGUUUUUUCUUCUUAGGUAUGUAACUUUGAUAAUAUGCUGAGAUAGUCAUCUUCUAAUUUUAUUUUGGGACGAAUAGAGAUACUUUUGGUGUGUUGGAUUAAAUGUUUGGUAACAUCGUAAUGAUGAAGCCACUAGGUUCAUACAACAUUUAAUGCUGAAGAAGGGGGAAAUGCUACCAAAUUGGAAGAAACCCCACAUUAACAUAGUUUUUACCUUCUCCAUAUACACUUCAUUUAUGAUAACUGGUACUUCUACGGGUAAAAGGGGGUGUUAAUGGUUUGCUGUAAAAGGAAAAUAUGGACUACAUUUCAGAGAAAAGGUUUCCUGUCGAUGCAAAAGAUUACAAGUUAUAUGAAGAAGUUGGCGAAGGUGUCAGUGCCACUGUUUAUAGGGCUCUCUGCAUUCCACUUAAUGAGAUUGUUGCUAUUAAGGUUCUUGAUAUGGAAAGGUGCAACAAUGACCUGGAUGGUAUCCGACGAGAGGUACAAACAAUGAGCUUGAUUGAUCAUCCAAAUGUAUUGCGAGCACAUUGUUCCUUCACAACAGGCCAUAGCCUUUGGGUUGUGAUGCCCUACAUGGCUGGGGGAUCCUGCCUUCAUAUAAUGAAAUCUUCUUUUCCAGAAGGUUUUGACGAGCCUGUUAUUGCCACGUUACUGCGUGAGACUCUCAAAGCUCUUGUUUAUCUUCAUGCUCACGGUCAAAUCCACAGAGAUAUUAAGGCUGGCAACAUCUUAAUCGAUUCUAGUGGUGCAGUUAAGGUUGCAGACUUUGGAGUGUCAGCAUGCAUGUUUGAUACAGGAGAUAGACAGCGUUCCAGAAAUACUUUUGUUGGAACUCCAUGCUGGAUGGCUCCUGAAGUUAUGCAGCAAUUACAUGGAUAUGACUUUAAAGCAGACAUUUGGUCAUUUGGAAUAACGGCUCUAGAACUUGCUCAUGGCCAUGCUCCUUUCUCCAAGUAUCCACCGAUGAAAGUUCUAUUAAUGACCUUACAAAAUGCACCACCGGGGCUUGACUAUGAAAGAGACAAGAGAUUUUCUAAGUCAUUUAAAGAGUUGGUGGCUGCUUGCUUAGUGAAGGAUCCAAAGAAACGCCCCUCCUCAGAAAAGCUAUUGAAACACCAUUUCUUUAAACAUGCGCGGUCAAAUGAAUAUCUUGCUCGAACAAUUCUGGAUGGACUUGCUCCAUUAGGGGAACGUUUUAGGAUGCUGAAGGCAAAAGAGGCUGAUCUUCUUGUUCAGAAUAAGGCUCUGUAUGAGGAUAAGGAGCAAUUGUCACAGCAAGAAUACAUAAAAGGAAUCAGUGCCUGGAAUUUCAACCUUGAGGAUUUGAAAAGUCAGGCUGCUCUGAUUCAGGAUUAUGAUGACAUGCAAAACGCUGAAGAUCCAGAUGGGAGUGUGAAGCCAAGGGACAGGAACUAUAAUGUUGAUCUUCCAGUUGACAGGCUAUCCCAUGAAAGGGCUAACCAUUCAAGUGCUGCUCUUAGUCACCAGGAUGGGUUCAGUGAUAUUCAUGAUUUGGAGAGUUCACUUCCUUCAUUUCCUAUCAAACCUCUUCAAGCACUUAAAGGCUGUUUUGAUGUUGGUGAUGAUGAUGUGGAUGCAACUAGUCCAAAUUGGAAAGGUUUCUCGCAAACAGAUUCCGAACAACAGAUUCUCACAAAGUUGUCACCAAGUGCUAUAAAUCAAGAAAUUGAAGAAAAUGAGGGUGAUAAUCUUGAGCGAAGCAGUUCUUUACCACGUCAUUUUAUGGAGCAUAAAAAAUUUUUGAGUGGUCCACUAGUACCGGAUAAUGCCUUUUCUUCCAAAAAGAUAGUUGGGGAUGAAAAUAGGGACUUUCGACAGCCAAAAUAUCAAUCAGAUCGAAACUAUAGUGGUCCAUUAUUAUAUCGACAGAAAAGAGAUGCCAAUAACCUUUGUUCUGCAGAGGAUGUGUCAGAAGGAGCAGUUGUCCAAUGCAGGGGGCGCUUCAAGGUCACUUCAGCAGAACUCAGCCCAAAGGGUCCUACAAACUGCUAUUUCGCCCCAGUUUGUGGAGUUCCAUCAAACGUUACAGCUGCCUCAGUUCUCCCAUCACUGCAAUGCAUUUUGCAGCAGAACGCCGCACAAAGAGAAGAAAUUCUUAAACUGAUCAAGUAUGUGGAGCAAGGUUCUGGCAAGCAAAUGGAGUUAGCUGAGGCUGCAACUAAUGACCAGUCACAGGUAUCGCCUACUUCUACUAGGGAGAAGGAGCUACAAGCUCAGUUGAUUAAUCUGCAACAAAGUAUUGGAAGCCUUGUUGAGGAAUUGCAGAGACAGAAGUUAAAAAAUGCUCAGUUAGAAAGACAAUUGAAUGCACUGGUGUAUAAGUAAAGAGAAUUGGGUUUAUGAUGAUAGAUUGGGCGGCUUGCUUAUUCUUCGGUGGCGAAAAAUCAUCAUGACCAUCUGCCAAGUAUUUAUGAGGUAUAAAAAGCCUUUUAUGCAUUGUAUUUCUAGUGUACCAUGUGUGAACGUGUUAAAAGGUAGACGCCCAAAUUUUGAGAUGCCAUUCCUCGAGUCUCACAUCAUGUGUGACAUGUUGUAAUUUAUUGACGUAUUGUAAUUAUAAUAUAGUCUCUCUCUCUCUCCCCCA